Molecule: messenger RNA, 317 nt
Organism: Caenorhabditis angaria
Lineage: Eukaryota; Metazoa; Nematoda; Chromadorea; Rhabditida; Rhabditidae
Source: the annotation of a GenBank genome assembly
CUGAAAAAAUUUCGAGCUGAAAAUGAGAAUAGUCUGAAAAUAUGUGCACCGAAGAUUUGCCGCUUUUUUGAUGUCAAUGACAAUGCGACCAUCUAUUUUUUCGAUCAAUUGAUAGCUUUUCAACAGUGAGUUCUUUUUUUUGGGUUUCUAGGCCAUCAGGAGCUAUUGAUUUGAAGUCGGGGACUAACUUGGAUUCCUAGUCCCUCAAAAAUCAACAUUUUUCUAGAGUCUACACGGUGAUUCAUCGAUACCUUUGUCUUUUUGUGUGUUUUAUUGGUGUCAUUUUGAACUCGCUUCAUUUUUAUGUGUUGACGUGA